Molecule: messenger RNA, 1044 nt
Organism: Penicillium verhagenii
Lineage: Eukaryota; Fungi; Ascomycota; Eurotiomycetes; Eurotiales; Aspergillaceae
Exons: 3
Coding region: 1-1044 (347 amino acids)
Source: RefSeq, a predicted model, not a curated record
AUGUCCACUACAGCUACCCUCACUGAGACCGCCAAGGCCAACUCCAAUCUGCAUGGAUUCGGCCGCAUGCGCGUCGAUGGCACUGAUCAGCACUUUGGGGAUUUUCGCGAUGAUCUCACUCGUGACGGAUUUGCGAUUGUCAAAGGUGCAAUUCCAAAGGAAAGAGCUCUGAAGUAUGCCGAUGAGAUGUACUCUUGGUUGGAGGGAUUUGAGUUGGGGUUCGACCGGAAUGAUCUUUCCACGGUGCACAAAGACAACCUUCCGACAAUCAAUGAAAAGGGCAUGUGUCUGCAUUAUGGCCUUCCCCACGAGAACUUUGUCUGGGGUGUGCGAAGCGAGCCCGGUGUUGUCAGUGCCUUUGAGAAGAUUUAUGAUGAUGAGGAUCUUAUUGUCUCCUUCGAUGCAAUCAAUUUCCAGUUUCCCAAGUAUUUCACCCACUCCGAUCGCACCGACCUUGCCCCCAACAAACCCUGGCCCCACCAAGACCAAGACCCAGAGAAGCACGGGUUCCGUUGCAUGCAAGGCCUGGUCAACUUCCUGCCGAAUGGCCCCAACGAUGGUGGCUUGAUCGUCUGUCGCGGUGGCCACCUUCUCUCCGAACAGUUUCACAAAGAAAUGGCCCACGAAGAGCGAAUCCCAGCCUGGACACCGGAGUGGUAUGGGUUCACGGACGCCGGUAUGAAAUGGCUCGAGGAUCAUGGGUGCAAGUGGGAAAAAGUGUGCGCUGAGCCUGGCGACCUGCUUCUGUGGGAUUCGCGUACCCCACACUAUAAUCUCAGCCCCAAGCAGGAGCAACCGCGCUUCGCUGUUUACACUUGCUACAUGCCUGUAGCGGAUGCCACACAAGAAGACUUGCAACGCAAGAAGGCCGCUUUUGAUCAGCGGGUUGGAACUACGCAUUGGCCCAAUGCUAAGCAUACCGGGUCAAAUGUUGCACAGCGAGAUGGGCAGGAAGACCCGCAUAACCGAUCUCGGCCACUGGUGGAGCCUUCUUUGGGAGAGAGAGCUUUCAAGCUCACUGGAAUUCCUUACAUUAAGCCGUGA